UCUUCAAAGAAGCCCCCUGCAACCUACUGCUCACACUCACAGCACUAAAGCACACAGAGACAGAGCUCAAAGCCUCGAUCUUCUCUGUCGCCGCCUCUCGCCGGCCCCCCUCUCGUCGCUGCGCCGCUCGCGUCUUCCUCUGCGUCACCGCGCCGCACGCGUCUUCCUCUGCGUCACCGCGCCGCACGCGUCUUCCUCCGCGUCACCGCCGCUCGCGUCUUCCUCUGCAUCACCGCGCCCCUCGCGUCUUCCGCUGUGCUUUGCCGUGGCUCAGUUCUCUGUCGCCCUCUUCUCUGCGUGCGGCCAAGGAAUACUGUGACAUUUUAUUGGAACAUUGAGGCUUUGGUUCUGCUUCUGAACUUCUGCAGAGGUUACACAAUUUUGGGCUAAUACACAUCAAGACCAAGACACAACCUCUCUUCCUCAGCAACCCCCUUCCCUUUGCAUUCCUUCACUGCUUGCCGUCCGCCACUCCUUGCCACUGUUUGCCGCUGCUCUGAUCCGUCAUUCUGCUUUGCCCUCUGCGGCUGCCUGCCACUGCCAUGUGCCUUGCCUACCCGUGUCUGCCACCGCUCUACUCCUUUGCAUCGUGACACUCUGUUUUGUGUCUCCCUCUCUCACUAGUCACUACAACCCUAUAAUGUUUGAAAAUGACCAUUUCCUAUGCUCACAUGCUUCAAUUUUCCACUAGUUUCCUCAAUGGCAAGCUAUCAUUUACCAGUGACAAUAAAGGGAGAAGGACACACAUCUUACCUUUUGCUUCGUUGGAGAGACCAGACAAAAAUAUUGUCAUUGACCCCAAGUUUUGUCAGGUAGACUCUCUGCUGGACAGUGUAAAAUGGGAUGAUAAAGGUUUGGCUGUGGCAAUAGCUCAGAAUGUUGACACUGGAGCCAUAUUAAUGCAAGGUUUUGCAAAUAGAGAAGCAGUGUUUACAACCCUAUCUUCCCGGAAGGCUACGUUCUUCAGUCGGUCACGGUCAACAUUGUGGACCAAAGGAGAGACUUCUAAUAAUUUUAUAAAUAUUCACGAUGUUUUUCUUGACUGUGAUCGUGAUUCUAUAAUAUACCUCGGGAAACCUGAUGGACCUACCUGCCACACAGGGGCAGAAACAUGCUAUUAUACAUCAGUCUUUGACUCACUAAAACAGCAAGAGAUUGAAGGAAAUAGGUUGGCAUUAACCUCUUUGUAUUCAUUAGAGUCGACAAUCUCCCAACGCAAAGCAGAGUUAGCAGAAGAAGAGAAUGGAAAGCCCUCAUGGACUAAGCGAUUAUUGCUCAAUGAUAAGUUGUUGUGCUCAAAAAUCAGAGAAGAGGCAAAUGAGUUGUGUCAAACACUAGAGAAUAACGAGGACAAGUCACGUACUGCUUCAGAGAUGGCUGAUGUACUCUAUCAUGCGAUGGUACUGUUGGCAGUGAAAGAUGUCAAAGUAGAAGAUGUUCUGCAGGUUCUUCGGCAGAGAUUUUUCCAAUCUGGUAUCGAGGAAAAGAAAAGUCGAGUAUCCAAGAAAUCAGAGCAAGAUUGAACUUAAUGUUAAGUACAUAUCUCAAGCACUGUAUUCGGAUUUUUUGACAUAUCAGGAUGUACUAUAGGUGUUCUUAUCAUUGUGACUGCUGAGGUAUGCAUAUGAAAGUUGAGAAUGUCAGGAGCACCAUGUUGAUGUUACUUUUCAACUUCGCUACUAGAUAUCAGUUGUACAUUUUUUAGAGGUUUUCUUAAGUUAAUUCAAGUAUUGCAUUCAUGCUUAUAUGUAGCAAGAUGUAAUUCUGGAUUGAAGACUUAUCUGCAUAACUUUUUGGUCUUCGUAGUUAUUUUGUCUCAGUUGGAUUGUUA
Messenger RNA from Arachis ipaensis, 1831 nucleotides. The record is from RefSeq and is a predicted model, not a curated record. NCBI's taxonomy places the organism in Eukaryota, Viridiplantae, Streptophyta, Magnoliopsida, Fabales, Fabaceae.